Molecule: messenger RNA, 2175 nt
Organism: Pipistrellus nathusii (Nathusius's pipistrelle)
Lineage: Eukaryota; Metazoa; Chordata; Mammalia; Chiroptera; Vespertilionidae
Source: the annotation of a GenBank genome assembly
AUGACUUCAGAUGGAGCAUCUCCAUUGCCUGGACCAGACAUGACCAUGAAUCCUGGCACUGCCCUGUCUCCUUUCACGGCACUUCCCAUCCCCCCAUCUGCUCCUGGCCCACCCGACCAACCACCCUGGGAGCGGCCGCCACAGCCCUCCGUGCCUUCAGCUUUCUCUCCCGGCAACCCUCUGGUGCUCUCUGCUUUCCCCAACCCAUUGUUGGUGACAGGGGAUGGGGUCCCUGGCAACAGUGGGGGUGAAGCUGGCAAGGUCAUUGUCAAAGUCAAGACAGAAGGGGGGGCAGCUGAGCCCUCUCAAGCUCAGAACUUUAUCCUAACUCAGACUGCCCACAAUUGGAUUGCCUCGGGUGCUCCCUGUGGGGGCUCCGAAGGCCCUCCACCUCAAUUUGUGAUAGCCUCCAACGUGAAGACCCUUCUGCCCAGCGAGGCUGUGGGGGUGAGCCAGGAGGGCCUCCCAGGCCUUCCUGCUCAGGUCGCAGCACCAGCCGCCCAACUGGCUCCCAUUGUGUCCCCCGAAAAGGCUUGGCCAGGGCCACAUGGGGCAACGGGAGAAGGAGGUGUGGCAGUGGCCCAAACCAAGCCAUCCCUGGCUGAGCUCUCCUAUACCUCCAAGGGUGUUUAUGAGAACUUCCGGCGCUGGCAGCGCUACAAAGCCUUGGCCCGGAUGCACUUAUCCCAGAGUCCUGAUGCAGAAGCUCUUUCGUGCUUUCUUAUCCCAGUGCUUCGUUCCCUGGCCCGGCUGAAGCCCACCAUGACCCUGGAAGAGGGACUGCCAAGGGCCGUGCAGGAGUGGGAUCGCACCAGCAACUUUGACCGGAUGAUCUUUUAUGAGAUGGCAGAAAAGUUCAUGGAGUUUGAGGCUGAGGAGGAGAUGCAGACUAAGAACACACAGCUGGUGAAUGGGCCCCAGGGUUUGCCUCCUGCAGCCCCUCUGAAAGUCGAUCCUCCACAGCUUCGGGCCCCUGAGGUUUGCCAGCAGCCAGUGUACAUUCCCAAGAAGGCAGCUUCCAAGGCGCGAACCCCCCGCCGACGGCAGCGCAAAACCCAGAGACCCCCAGUGUCUGAGGCUCCCAAGGAAAUCCCCCCAGAAGCUGUGAAAGAGUAUGCCGACAUCAUGGAAGGGCUGGUGGGGAGCCACCUGGCCCCGGGAGAGUCUGACGGAAGACUGGAAGAAGAUGAGCAGCGGCAGGAGGAGGACGGGAUGUAUCCAGACCCAGAUCUCCUGAGCUACAUCGAUGAGCUGUGUUCUCAGGAGGUCUUUGUCUCUAAGGUGGAGGCCGUCAUUCACCCUCAGUUUCUGGCAGAUUUACUGUCCCCAGAACAACAGAAAGACCCUUUGGCUUUAAUUGAGGAGCUGGAGCAAGAAGAAGGACUCAGUCUUGCCCAGGAUGCCUCCACCUUCCCUGAGGCCAGCCAAGAGGCAGGGAACAGAGGCAGUUCCAUUUCUCUGCUGGAAACCACCGUUGACAGCCAUAUACUAGAUGUUGGAGAUGGCUGUGGCCUCCAGUUAGGGGUCAGUGAGGAUACCUGCCCACUACAUUUCAGUUAUCACCCCCCCCAAGGAGAGGGCAGGGAGGACACUGACUUACUGAAUUCAAAAGACCUUGCUCCCUUACUAGGGAAUCAAGAGUCUUAUGCACAUGGGAUUCCCAAGCUCACAUCUUCCCGGGGCCUUGCAAGAACUUCCCCUCGAUGGGGAAUUAGGGAUGCCUCAGUUCUGAAGGAAGCCUCUCCUGUUAGAGGAGCACACAGCACAGCAGGUGGAGCCAAAGGACAGGAGGAGGAGGAAGAGGAGGAUGAUGAUGAGGAAGACGAGGAACUCUCUGACUUUGCCUACCUCUUGGCCUCUAAACUAAGCCUGUCGCCAAGGCGGCCUCCUCUUGGUCCUCACCCUGCUCCAGGCCUGUCCUCCACGGGAGGUCAGGGGCUCCAGAGAGCAUCCCGCUCCCUCUCUGCUGAGGGAAGAGGCCCUGGCCAGCCUCCAUAUCCUGUUGCUAAGUCUAGGAAGCGAGCUCUAGUUGCAGGGCCAAUACCUGCCGGAAAGAGGCCCUACCUGGGAGGGCCUGAACUUGCUGUCUCUGGGGAGACACCCUCGCAGCCCCGUAAGAGAAGGCGUGACAGCCUGGGCACAGGCAGAAGGAAGAAACGUCGCCGGUGCCAGUAG